ACGUGGUUUCAUAUUUCUCCGAAUAAGCCGGUAUAAAAGACUCUGAAGAUAUUUUACACCUGACAAUCAACCGUGAUUGUCACACUUCCGCGUCGAAGAUUUUUUAUCUCGAGUUCCAAAGUGAUUAAGACGUGACCUAGAAAUAUUCAAUAUCAUCGAAAAAUGGUGACCGGACGGGCAUUACAUUUUGUAUUCAAAAUACCUGACAGAAAAUUGACAGCUAAAUUCUAUCGUGAAAUCCUUGGUAUGAAGGUAUUGCGACACGAGGAAUUUGCGGAUGGAUGUGAUGCAGCCUGCAAUGGGCCCUAUGCUAAUCGAUGGAGCAAAACGAUGAUCGGUUACGGACCAGAAGACUCUCAUUUUGUGAUCGAAUUGACCUAUAAUUAUGGAAUAUCUCAGUACGAGCUCGGCAAUGAUUUUCGCGGUAUUACCAUCAAAUCCAAGGAGGUCAUAGAAAGAGCUCGCAAAAAUGACUGGCCCUUGGCCGAAGAAAAUGGAUUAACCGUUCUCAAAGCCCCUGGAGGCUACAAGUAUUACAUUAUAAAUGAACCUCAGCCUUCGGAGCAAGAUCCUGUUCAACAUGUGACUCUAGCAAGCUCCAAUCUCGCAAAAAGUAUAGCCUACUGGAAGGAUGUUUUGCAAAUGAAAAUCUAUGAGCAGAAUGAGUCGAGUGUUCUCUUGGGAUACGGCGAUCAACAAGCAAAAUUGAAAUUGGAAGACAUCGGAAUGAAAGUUGAACGUGCCAAAGCCUAUGGCAGAAUAGCCUUUGCAGUUCCACAUGCCGAGCAACCGGAUAUAAAAAAGAAAAUCGAAGAGACAGGCAAUACUAUUUUGACAGAUUUAAUAACUCUCGAGACUCCUGGAAAAGCCUCAGUUCGUGUGAUCAUCCUUGCUGAUCCGGAUGGCCAUGAAAUCUGUUUUGUCGACGAAGAAGGUUUUCGCCAAUUGUCCGUGCCUGAUUAUCCAAGUGAAGCGAUCCUCGAUAGGUUCAUCGCCAAGGAAGCAACGAAGACAAUCGAGCAAGAAUAGAUCGAAGAACGCUUCGUCGAUUUGCCUGUAAAUUUUCGUGGGACGAACAAUUUUCUACGUGAAUACAGUAAAGGUGAUGGUUUGUUAUAUUAUUUUUUGAAAGUUUUAACCCACGUUAUAUUCGAUACUUGAGAUGUACAGAAUUAUUUACUUGUGAAUAAAGUACUGAAAAUUUGUGAGCUUAUAAAUUCGAA
This is a messenger RNA of Venturia canescens, 1223 nucleotides long. RefSeq names its product glyoxalase domain-containing protein 4. The transcript is spliced from 6 exons. Bases 163 to 1029 code for a protein of 288 amino acids. Lineage: Eukaryota; Metazoa; Arthropoda; Insecta; Hymenoptera; Ichneumonidae. The record is from RefSeq and is a predicted model, not a curated record.